This is a messenger RNA of Echinostoma caproni, 1128 nucleotides long. The record is from the annotation of a GenBank genome assembly. Lineage: Eukaryota; Metazoa; Platyhelminthes; Trematoda; Plagiorchiida; Echinostomatidae.
AUGUAUUUGGGGGUCAACUCACAGUUUACACAACAGCAUAUACAGGAAAAUCGUUUGUUUUACACAUUUCGACGUGUCUUGGAUGACGGAACAAAGGUUCGUGCUAAAGAUACAGUAAUGGAUGGAUUUGAUUUUCGAGUUCAUGUGCCAGGUGCACAACUGAAGGCAGUGUAUCACUUCCAAAUCGCGAUUCGAAAUUCCCCAGACAUAACCCAUCCACACAUUCGAAUUCACGAAACCGUCGAGAUUGUUCAGGAAACAGCAAGAGUAUUGGAAGGAGGUACAAUAGCAUUUCGGCCGGAUAUAUUUUAUGCAAAACAGUCAGAAUGCACACCUCCAAAUUUGGGUAUGUAUUUUCAACUUUUGAACUUGCCGGACAACGGUAUAUUACAGUUGCGGGACGAAAAGAACUCAUCGCAGACAUUUCCGAUGAAACGGUUUACCUUUUAUUCAACGGAUGUCAUAGAUAAGAGACUUAUGGUUUAUCAACACGAUGGAAGUGAAACACCUAAUGAUGUCUUUCAGUAUCAGUUUGUUUGUCAAAUGAAAGUAUCAAUGUCCACUGUGCAACAGAGUCAUUCAGUGGGAGAACCGAUGGUCGGAACAUUUCGGCUGGAUAUUGUCUCCGUUAACGAUAAUCCGCCGGUUUUGAACACACAACCACUCUCUGUGUCAUUCAACCAAACCACUCCAAUUUCAGCUAGAUGGAUCACAAUAUUGGAUCAAGAUACUCUUGGACGAGGACCACAAAAUGAUCCCAAAACAUUUCCACUUACCUGGACCAUUAUUCCCGAGUUUCAGCGAAAGGAUUGUGCACCAUAUCCACUACUUGGUCAGUUUCAAAAUCCCAUUACAAAUCGCAGAGUUGACUCAUUCUCAAUGGAUGACGUCAUUCGGGGAAAUUUGAGUUUUUUACACAUGGGUCUACCAAAGGGGAAAAUUAAAUUGCAUGUGACUGACGGAAAGUUUCACUCCAGUUCGGAGGUGUUCAUCAAUGCGUCUAAAGUAGUGUUUAUGGUUGUAGCCCCCAUCAACCCAAUUGUGGAGGACUCGGAAAUUGGAGCUCCGUUGUUUUUCGAGGUACGUUACUAUUAUAUUCAAGAAUAUAAUGAAUUUCUAUUGGAAUGA